AUGUCGUUUAGAACCCCACUUUUAUUAAGACAUAUCGCAAAAAGGGUUAAUGGUCUAUCCACUCCAUUAAGAUACCAAGCAAUGAGAUUGGCCUCUUCUAAAACCAUGACGGUCAGAGAGGCAUUGAACAGUGCAAUGGCCGAAGAGUUGGAUCGUGAUGAUGACGUUUUUAUCAUCGGGGAAGAAGUCGCACAAUAUAAUGGUGCCUACAAGGUAACCAAGGGUUUACUCGACAGAUUCGGCGAACGUAGAGUCGUUGAUACACCAAUUACUGAAUAUGGGUUUACUGGGCUUGCUGUCGGAGCAGCAUUGAAGGGUUUGAAACCAAUUGUGGAGUUCAUGUCGUUUAAUUUUUCCAUGCAAGCCAUUGAUCAUGUCGUAAACUCUGCAGCAAAGACUCAUUACAUGUCUGGUGGGACUCAAAAAUGUCAAAUUGUGUUUAGAGGACCUAAUGGGGCUGCCGUUGGUGUAGCUGCUCAACAUUCUCAGGAUUAUUCUGCUUGGUAUGGCUCCAUCCCCGGGUUAAAAGUAUUGGUUCCUUAUUCAGCAGAAGAUGCUAGAGGUUUAUUAAAAGCCGCCAUUAGAGAUCCCAACCCAGUUGUGUUUCUAGAGAAUGAAUUAUUAUACGGUGAAUCAUUUCCAAUAUCUGAAGAAGCUUUAUCUCCUGAUUUUACUCUACCAUAUACAGCCAAAGUUGAGAAGGAAGGCAAAGAUAUAUCUAUAGUCACCUAUACAAGAAACGUCCAAUUCUCUUUACAAGCUGCAGAAAUUCUCGAAAAGCAAUACGGAGUCUCGGCAGAAGUCAUUAAUUUACGUUCAAUAAGACCAUUAGAUAUCGAUGCUAUUAUUAAGACGGUCAAGAAAACCAAUCAUUUGAUUACGGUUGAAUCUACUUUCCCAUCAUUUGGGGUAGGUGCAGAGAUUAUUGCUCAAGUUAUGGAAUCUGAAGCAUUUGAUUAUCUCGAUGCUCCAAUCCAAAGAGUUACUGGGGCAGAUGUUCCAACUCCUUAUGCAAAGGAACUAGAGGAUUUUGCGUUCCCAGAUCCAGAUACUAUUGUCAAAGCAGUGAAAGAAGUUCUAUCUAUUGAAUAG
Messenger RNA from Naumovozyma dairenensis CBS 421, 1092 nucleotides. It is a transcript of the gene PDB1, whose product is annotated as pyruvate dehydrogenase (acetyl-transferring) subunit E1 beta. The coding region runs from base 1 to 1092 and encodes 363 amino acids. The record is from RefSeq and is a predicted model, not a curated record. The transcript has a single exon. Lineage: Eukaryota; Fungi; Ascomycota; Saccharomycetes; Saccharomycetales; Saccharomycetaceae. Gene Ontology annotation, biological process: pyruvate decarboxylation to acetyl-CoA. Gene Ontology annotation, molecular function: pyruvate dehydrogenase (acetyl-transferring) activity.